This is a messenger RNA of Coregonus sp. 'balchen', 2332 nucleotides long. Lineage: Eukaryota; Metazoa; Chordata; Actinopteri; Salmoniformes; Salmonidae. The record is from the annotation of a GenBank genome assembly.
AACCAAACCUCUUCUCCACUUUGACCACACCUUCCAUGGCGACGAUGGCUAACUCCAUAGUGAUGACCUCCGAUGACCUCUCCCUGAACUCAACGUCGACCCUUAGCCCGGAACCUUGGACCCCGCCUCCCUGGUACCAAUACCACGUCUGCUCAGUGGCCCCUUACGGAUUCAUCUUCUACUUUGGAGUCAAAGUCUUCAACCUGGCCAUAGGUGUAGUAGCAUGAUGUACUACAUUACCCAUAAUUCUCUGAUAGUAGGUGUAGUAGCAUGAUAUACUACAUUACCCAUAAUGCUGUGGUAGUUGGGUGUAGUAGCAUGAUAUACUACAUUACCCAUAAUGCUCUGGUAGUAGGUGAUAGUAGGAUGAUAUACUAUAUUACCCAUAAUGCUGUGGAAGUAGUAGCAUGAUAUACUACACGCCUUCAAUUUAAAGUUGUUUUUGACAAAAUGAAAAAUGUUACAGUUUGUCACUUUCCAUGAGUUGGAGUAAUAACAUGUUAAACUACUUAAAACAUUGGCUGGAAUCUAGGUUGUGCCUUUUGAUUUCGUGAAAAUUAACAACUAAGAAAGAAAAGUCAAUGAGAGAAGUGAAACAUUCUAACACCAAACCACGGCCUGGUCUGCUUGUUCUGCUUUGUAAGCUUUCCCGGAAGUCUUGUGACGUUGUGCCUCUGGGUUUAGAAACUAUAGGACCCAUAAUGCUGUGGUAGUAAGUGUAGUAGCAUGAUAUACUACAGUACUCAUAAUGCUGUGGUAGUAGGUGGAGUAGCAUUAUGUAGCUUUUGACCAGAGCCCUAUAAAGUAGUGCACUGUAUAGAGGGCUCUGAUCAAUAGUAGUGCACUAUACAGGGAAUAGGGAAAGUAGGACACUAUAUAGGAAAUGGGUGUCAUUUUGGACUCUGCCUUAGUAAAGAUAUUCCUGUCACUGACACAGUGGUGUCCCUACCGUCUAUGGAGCCUGGUCAAAAGUAGCGACAUAGGGAAUAGUGUGCCAUUUGGGACGCAUCCUAACACAGUCCUUAUCGAUACAACAGGCACACCCUGCAACAUACUGGUCCUGUGGCAGAUCUCCAGCAGGAAAAGUGACUCGUCCACGUCUGACAUCUUCAUCUUUAAUCUGGCUGUAUUGGAUGCCUACUUCUGCCUCAUGGGGCCCAUAGACAUGGUCAACAGGCUGGUCCUGGACCACCAAGGCAUCUGGUACUUCCAACGCUUUGCCUACGGGGUCAAAGACACAGCACCCCUCUUCCUGGUGGGUAGAUAAUAAGGCCUAGGUAGUUAAUGUUAUAUAGACCUGGGUUAUGUUAUAAUCUGGGUUAUGUUAUAUAGACCUGGGUUAUGUUAUAUAGACCUGGGUUAUGUUAUAAUCUGGGUUAUGUUAUAUAGACCUGGGUUAUGUUAUAAUCUGGGUUAUAUUAUAUAGACCUGGGUUAUGUAUUAUAAUCUGGGUUAUGUUAUAAUCUGGGUUAUUUUAUGAGCUUCUUAUGUUGUAGUCUGGGUUAUAUUAUAAUCUGGGUCAUAUUAUAAUCAGAGUUAUGUUAUAAUCUGGGUUAUAUUAUAAUCUGAGUUAUGUUAUAAUCUGGGUUUAUGUUAUAUAGACCUGGGUAAUUAUGUUAUAAUCUGGUUUAUAUUAUAAUCUGAGUUAUGUUAUAUAGACCUGGGUAAUGUUAUAACCUGAGUUAUGUUAUAACCUGGGUAAUUAUGUUAUAAUCUGAGUUAUGUUAUAAUCUGGGUUAUACAUUAAUCUGGGUUAUAUUAUAAUCUGUAUAUAUUAAUCUGGGUUAUAUUAUAAUCUGGGUUAUAUUAUAAUCUGAGUUAUAUUCAAUCUCUUUCCUCCCAGGUGUGUAUCUGUCUGGACCGCUACGUAGCCGUGGUCCACCCAGUGCUGUUCACCGCUAUCCGUGACAACAAGAUCCGCGUUGGUGUCUCCGUGGUAACCUGGGCCCUCAUCCUGGCCUACAGCCUCACCAAGAGCAUCCUGGGAGUCAUGUCUGUCAACGAGGUGUUCAGCGGCCUCAUCCUCUUCGCCUUCGCCCUCAUGAUCUACUGUAACCUCUCCAUCAUAUGGGUCCUACGCCGCUCCGUAGCUGGGAAGGAGGUGAUGCACCCUGUGAAGAAGAAAGCCUUCAAAAUGGUGCUCGUCAUCUUGGGUAUAAUCUUCGUCAACUACCUUCCUCCUGUGGCUCUUGUUCCGUUCUUCUCCUACUACACGUUUGUCCAGUUCCGCUGUCAGGUGACUAUCAGUGUGUUCUCCAUCAUGGAUCUGAGUUGUAGUAUGGAGCCACUGCUGUAUAUUACCAAGAUGGACAGGCCUGCGUGUGUACCUGAC